Parastagonospora nodorum SN15 is the source of this 642-nucleotide messenger RNA. RefSeq lists its product as hypothetical. NCBI's taxonomy places the organism in Eukaryota, Fungi, Ascomycota, Dothideomycetes, Pleosporales, Phaeosphaeriaceae. The record is from RefSeq and is a predicted model, not a curated record. The transcript has a single exon. Bases 1 to 642 code for a protein of 213 amino acids.
AUGGCAGCGCCCUUUGUCCACCCACAACGAGCUGCCUUACUAGCAGAUGAGCCGCAAGCUGGCAGCGAUGCAACCGUGUCUACACGCCAAUACCGCAUCAACCGCGAACUAGUUGAUAUACUCCAACGUCCAGCAAAAGGCCCAACCUCAAUCCAAGGGAUCGGACUGUACACGCAUGCUGCAGCCCCAAGGUCAUCUGACAGCGGCAAUGACCAACCCUCGACACCCAGGUUUCUACCAAUCGGUCGUUCCAAAGCGGUGCCGCAGGAUGAGAGCGGAGAUGGGCCCCUGAUCAGCGAAGACGUCCGCAGGGUCUGGUACGAGCUCCGUGAGGCCAUUAACGAGGAAGAGGAGCAUUUUGGGCAAGCUGAUAUGAGCAUGGAACAACUGAAAGAGAGGUACGCUGCGCUGGAUGUACCUGAUGGGAGCAUGCCAAUAGCUCAAACUACACAUGCGCAACAGCAAAAACAACUACAAUAUGCUUUGGAGUAUAUGCGUCUUAAGAAAAGGGCGAUUGCGCAAUCUGGAGAUGCUGCUGUGGCCGGGACAAAUGCAGAUGGUGCAAGUGUGGCAGCAACCAGCACAAACCCAGCGCCAAGGGGAAAUGAGUACAAUGGAUCAAGAGAUCCACGGAGGAAUUGA